This is a messenger RNA of Symbiodinium sp. CCMP2592, 480 nucleotides long. NCBI's taxonomy places the organism in Eukaryota, Dinophyceae, Suessiales, Symbiodiniaceae. The record is from the annotation of a GenBank genome assembly.
AUGGUGACUCGCGGCUUCAAGGACGUGCAGCGUGGCUCCAAGCCAAAGGGAUUCGGAUCUUCUGCGCCGCGAUUCGUUGCAAAGGCUUCGGAAGUGCCAGGACCCGGCUCUUACAAAUUGCCGAGGCUCUUCGAUGCUCCAAGCCGUGUGAUGAAACGGACGCAAAAGCUGCCAGCUUACUUCGAGGAGCCCGGCGACAACAUCGAGCUGGCCCCGUUGCAAAAGGUCAUCACCGAGGACGGCCCGGACAACACGGACUGGGAGGAUGUCCAGGACACAACGGAGGAGUGGCUCGUCCAGAGCUACACCACGCCCGUGCCAAUCCUCUCGGACGAUCAGAUGGCAGAGAUCGACGAGAUCGUUGGAUGGAUCAUGGGAGGAACUCCAAUAGUUCUUAGCAUCUGUUUCUUUCAUGAAAUUACUUUAUCAAAACGCUGUCUCAAGCUGACACUUUCCCACAGAGAAGCCUUAUGCAGAUGA